This is a messenger RNA of Nicotiana attenuata, 1213 nucleotides long. RefSeq names its product elongation of fatty acids protein 3-like. Gene Ontology annotation, biological process: very long-chain fatty acid biosynthetic process; fatty acid elongation, saturated fatty acid; sphingolipid biosynthetic process. Gene Ontology annotation, cellular component: endoplasmic reticulum membrane. Gene Ontology annotation, molecular function: fatty acid elongase activity. The transcript has a single exon. The record is from RefSeq and is a predicted model, not a curated record. NCBI's taxonomy places the organism in Eukaryota, Viridiplantae, Streptophyta, Magnoliopsida, Solanales, Solanaceae. The coding region runs from base 330 to 1199 and encodes 289 amino acids.
CGUCAGGUAAACAUUUCUUAGUAACUUAGGGUUAUUGACUACGUUUAUAUGAAUAACAAAAUGGCAUAUCCAAAACUACAUUAUCAUAAUGAGGAAAAAAAAACUAUUUUUAACUGUAUCGAAAAAAACUUGCUUCUUCUGAUUUAUAUAAGAGCACAAGUUUCAGAACCAUACCGGCAUUUUCCACCAAACCUUUCACUCAAAAAGCCCCAGAAAAAGUAUUAAGUACAACGUUUGCAGUGGAUUUACGCAAUCUCCUGGGCAAAACAUUUUCUCAACUUUCUGCCUUCUGAUUACGUAGUACUUUUAAGUUGAUUAUUGCAUUUACGAUGAUUGAGAACCUUAUAUAUUACCUCUCCGAGCGCCCUUCCAUUGUAAAUUUUCGUUGGUCUCACAGCCAAUCAUGGGGCAACACGUGGUCUUUCCUCUUCACCUCCAUCGCAGCUUAUAUUUUCUUCUCCCUCUUUCUCCACCUCCUCCUUCUCCUUCUCUUCCGCCACCGCCGUCCUCUUCCUCUCGGCCCAAUUCCCGCCUUCCACUCCCUCUCCAUGGUCCUAAUCUCCCUCACCAUCUUCACCGGAAUCGUCCUCUCCGCUGCCGCUGAUAUCCGCGACACCCGGUGGUUCUGGCGCCGUUAUAAGACCACCCCAUUUCAGUGGCUCCUUUGUUUUCCUCUUGGCACGCGCCCUUCUGGUCGCGUCUUCUUUUGGUCCUACAUCUUUUACCUUUCUCGCUUUCUCCAUACUCUUCGUACUUUCUUUACCAUAUUCCAACGUAGAAAACUCUCUGUUUUUCAACUAUUUAACAACUCCAUUCUCAUAUUUAUGUCCUUCCUUUGGCUAGAAUUCUCGCAGUCUUUUCAAGUGCUAGCGAUCCUAUUAACGACGUUAUCAUAUUCUAUAGUAUAUGGAUACAGAUUUUGGACGGCGAUUGGAUUGCCGAGCGCGUGCUUCCCAUUCGUCGCAGGCUGUCAGAUUGUGUUGCUGGGAUGUAACAUUGUAUGUCAUGUUGGGGUGCUGUUGCUUCAUUUCAUGAAACGUGGUGGGUGUAAUGGGAUUGGGGCAUGGGUUUUCAACUCUGUGCUCAACGCUGCCAUUCUUUUCUUGUUCCUCAACUUCUAUGUCAAGAUGCACUUACGAAAUAGAAAGGUCAAAGCGCCAGCUGAAAACUUGAACUCUGCCAAGAGCAAGGAUAUUUGAUGAGGUCCAGCCCC